AUGUCUGGGCCACCGCCACGGCUGGGGCUGAAGGCGGCGAGCCCCGGAGUGGCAGGCGCCGACGAGGACUGUAACAGCAAUACAAGCCUCACCGGGAGCCAGCACUCAGCGCACGAUGAAAUCGACGCACACUGUGACAACUCUGGUUACCUCUGGUUCCUCGACUACAACCCAAUUUUUCGAGACGGCUCCUGUCACCACACCUCAGUGCUGUCGUCGGUGUCGGCUUCGUACAAAGGCAUCAGCGACCUAACUUCACGAUUCGAAUUCACAUCUCGAUACAACGACAUAGCAAGAGACCUCGACGCUAACCUCGCCGAGGCUGAUAUGGAGAGUUUUCGAACUGAAGAUAUACAUGCACUGUUGAUGACCGCCAACUUGCCACACGACACCAUUGUAGAUGAUAGGACGCAUGAUAGUAAUCCUCAUGGCGAAAUGUUCGCGAGCAUCUCUAGUUCUCUCAUGGAAAGGUUUCGAUUUGACAGCAGUAUCAGUACCAACAGUAGUUUCCAGGGUGAAGAAUCCGUCGGUUCGAUCAACACUAUGUCGAUAUGCAAGUCUGAACUUCUGUUCUCCCCCGUGAAAGAGGGUGGUCAUGGCGUUCACUUUAGUGUGGAUAGCCUAGACUGCGAGCUGCCCUCUGAGCAGGAUCUCAUUCUCACCUGCCAAGCCAAUAAGGACAACUACACCAUCGCCUUCGAGGGCAGUCUCACCACAUACUCUGAGGACAGUGAGUGCGUUGAAUCGGCCGUCAAUCAAAGACAUGACAAAUUGGGCGAGGAAGACACUUUAGUUUUAGAUAACAAUGAAAGAACGCGCAGGAACUUAGAAUUAUUAGAAAGAUGUAAAAAAAUAACAAAUAAGUUAACAACGUCUAUGGCUAGGAGUGAUUUAGGUUUAACUACUUGGAGUAAGCUUAAGAAACAAACAAGUCAGUCACCGUUAAGAAGGCACCCAUCAGGAAAUAACAACGAAGACUCAAAUGAUUCGACUGAUACUGUAAACGAUAACAUGAAUAAUUCAGUCAUUAAAAGCCAAAGCCUGCCAAAUCUGUAUAGAAGGAAACUUAUGAGUAGUUCCAUAAAUUCAGCUGCUCUGAGUAAUUCAACGGUUGAUUCUUUUACCGUCAAUACAAGACUAACAGGCACUCCAAUGUGUAUGAAAGUUUACGAUGUCUCACAACACAGAUCUACACAUGGAAGCCAGCACUCAGAACCUAUGAGCACUUCUUCAACUGAAAAUCAAACUUCUUCAGACAAAAGCCAACCUAAACAGACAUUCAGUUUAGUCAAGUUGUUUAUGAAACAGAAAAGCAUGAGUAACGAUGGUAUCGUGAGUAUGGAGCAGUUGGAAAGAUCAGAGUGCUGGCCUUCAAGUUCUGGCGGUGAAAGUGGAGAGUCUAUGGGUGAACAAAGAUUAGGAGAUUCUAAAUCAGGAAUCUCUGAACGUCCACAAAUUGAUUUGCCUAGUGAUGCAGUGGAAGAAGUUACGUCGAUUGUUUACGAAGAGAUUCAUAAUACCGGUCCCCAUAGUUAUAGAGUAUAUGAUGAAGUUCUAAUAGAAGAAGAAGAAACGAGUAAUGGAGAUAAAUUGAGUGACAGUGAUGCCAAUCUUUAUGCUACUGUUAAUAAACACACACAUCUUAAAAGAACAAACUUUAAUAUCAUGAAUAGUCCUUCUAAGCAAAGAAGCAAUAGGAAAUCGUGUUCACCACAAUCUUCUGCAACCAGUGUUAGUAUUUCCAGUUGUUCCGAAUCCGAUGGAACACAAAUUACUAGAAUGAAUAAGCUCUUGCAACGACAACCUUGUGAUAACAAGUCAACAUCAACUCACCUCGAAACUGAUACAUUGGAUAAAAGUAUACAAACAUCGAGCAUGCAAUUGUCAAGCAUGUCUCAACGAGAACUCUUUAAACUAGUGGAACCUUCUUUCUUGGAAAAAUUAAAAGAAGGUGACUGUGAAAAGCCAGUGUUUGUUCUGUACCCCAACUAUGCUCUUCCGGAUAUCAGUUUCUUGAAUGGCAGACCAAAUAUUUAUUUAAACCCUAUGAAAAUAAAUGUAUCAACGAAAUCAAGUGAAGCUAAAAGAAAUAGAUUGCAAGUAAAGGGCAAACGGCCUUUUUCGUGUAAUGAUCUGGAAAUGUUAAAGAAAAAAGGUCUAGGACACAUAAAAGACUGGGAUUCACUUAACUUUUUAUUGCCAUUGGAAUGUAGGCAAUUAUUGUCUGAAGUCCCGGAAUUAAUGCAACAUAUGAAGGAAAAAGAAGGGACGUCUAAAUGUGGAGAUAAGUAUUGUGGUGCAUCACGUUCCACUAGAUCUAGAAAUAGACCAACUAGCUGUGAUUGUAAUAAUUUAGCAGGCAACACAACUGCUGUAUCAUCAAGUUCAAGUACAGCUACCCAACCAUCGUCAGGUUACCGAGGCUCUUCCACAAUGCUUACAGAUUCUUCAGCGCAAAACAGCCCCGCACCAGCUGGAAAUUUCAAUCCAUUAUUUGUCUACCGCUACGAUAGUGCGACCAGUUCAGAAGCAAGUGGUCAUAAUAAUGAUGGACAGCGAACAAAUCCCGCUGUACCAAAACGAUCGCUUUUACUAACAGAUCAAAAUCGUAUUCCCAAACAAGGAGAAUUAGCACCUCCGAGGCCGCCAUUACCAAAAAGUAUAUUACGUAAGUCAAUGGACAAAACUCGCAAAUCAAACUCGCACACAAAGCGAUACAGUAUGUUUGAAAUGGAUGAUCUAAUUCAAGAUCCAGUUCUAUGCUUAACGACUACGACAGAACAUAAAACAAAAAGAAGAUCUUUACAAGAACCAUACUAUCUGCAAAAUCAAAAUACAGAUUACAGAAAAAAUAAUGAUUUAGCUGCUAAACGAUUAUCGCAACAAUUUCUCGAUGCAGCAGAAAAAGACGCCGAUUACAACGAGUACUACCCGGAUGAAGGUGUUGGAACUGAGAGCAGUUUAGAAUCAGGCAAAUCUAACGAAAUGAGGUACCAAAGACCCCACACCCCGCCGAUGCCUAAACCACGAACAAAGCAGAUAGAAUACACUGAAUUUCCACCACCUGGUGCACUUAUUAGUAGCGCCGAUUUGCAGCAAUUAGAAGAAUUUUUGAAACACAGUGGCUUCAAUUGUCAAAAUAUGGACGAAUGGGACCAAAAUCAAGUACAAAAGGGAAAGAAUCUAGCUGAAAUACCAAUUUGUGAAGAAGCUGAAGUAAGUCCAGAUGAGUUUGCGAGUCCCGUUCAUCAUGAAAUAAGAGGAAAAUAUGACGUGAUUGACGUGUCACAAAAGAGAGCCUUGGUUUCCAAUGUCACCGAUGCCGUUGAAAUGUUGAUUCAACACUUCUCCCCGGCUACGGAUCAAACUGAGUUGGCCUUUCUAGGAGACUCAAAAGAAUCUCCAGCUUGUGCCAAAAUAGCGCUCAAUGCUUUAUGUCCAGCUUUAUAUGCUAUCUUUAGAGAUGGAUUGAAAGAAAAUAUUGAAACCUCUUUUGGAGCCGUAAAUAACUCUGUGUGGCAAAUGGUUGAAGCUACAGCAAGACAAGGUCCCAUAACCAAAUCUCUCGAUGAAUUAGUACUAAGGAUUAAUAGUGAGGAUGCCGUUACGGAAGGAUUAGUCAAAUUUAAUGCAUUUAUUCUAGGCUUGCUCAAUGCGCAGUCUGUGGAUGCUUGGGUUUCAUUCGUUAGAACCAGGGAAUCAGUAUUAGCUAAACAUUAUACACCUGACUCUCUAAUACUGGCUGGGUGUGUGGGUGAAACACGAUGCCGAGCUCUAUUAGAUACUCUACUUGCCAGUUUGGAACCCUUAAAACUGCUGCCAUUCUCAUUGGACCUCAUGUUUGAAAUGCGCGAACUGCAUAGAAGCUUCAAGAAGAUUGAAAGUGACAUGCGUGCUGCAAGCCGACCAACUUCAAUUAACACUCCGCCACUAACUCUGAAUCAGCGGAAUUUGCUGAAGCUGGUGCGAUCUAUGCAGUCGAGUGGACUCUCGAGUGACGACUGCCAAACAUCUGUUAUUAUGAGGCAUAAAGAGCCCAAGAAUAAAGAACCAUCUACACCUGAUCUCUUGAAUGAUUCGGCGAAUGUUAAAACCACAGUUGAAAAAAAUAGACCACGUUCCUGUGUCAAUCCCACGACCAUUGGUUACGAUAUUUGCCCAAAUAAUAGCAGAAUAGAACUGGAAACUAACCGCAGAUGGUCUGGGGUUCACUUGGGAUCUAAGUUGAUGCAGGCUUUCGAUAGGCUCGUGUUGGACGACAGCGAUGAUUACACAGAUAGUCUUGAAAACAAUAAGCCCUCCGUUAAACCGUCCAGCAAUGAAGCGAAGCUGGAGUGCAGCGGGGACGAGCAAUGGCGACCAGGAUCAGCCAGCAGCGGUGCAAGUGGCAACACUGGCAAUGCGAGUGGUAAUUCUGGUGGCAAGUUCAGAAGAUUGCAAUUAAAGUGGGAAAUGCUGAGCAAUGCGGAAAGUCCCGUUACACCAUCAGGAGAGACGUCCCCGGCUACGGCACGUGGCUCGAAAAUUCCGCGGCCCGUAUCAUCGCCUGUCCGACCGCAAGCACCUGCAUUGCAUUCGCCGGCUAAAAAUACCCAUCGGGGUAUCCCAGUCCCAGUACGAAAGGGUACUUCUCCCACUACAUCAACGCCUAGGGCUUCAUCUGCUAGAGCUACAACUUCUAACAAAAAACCACCUCAACCAAUAAACAGAAUUACACCCGAGACGACAGCGAAGAAAACCAACGUGAACAAACUGAGAGUGCUAACUGAUGCUGUACCUAAAAUCACAGACAAUACUAAGAGAACUCCUCCAGCGUCCCGCUUGGACGGCGCUUGCGCGGGAGGCGCGGCGCGGCCUUCGUCGCUGCCGUACGGGCGCGCGCCGCCGCCCGCCGCGCCGCGCCGCGCCGCCUCCUCCUCCGCCGCGCGCGACCACAGGAACACCGCGCAGCAGAAACAUAAAUACGUAAGAACGCUAUGGCAUCGACUACCUUCGGAUUCGGGGCACCUCGCCUUCAACGAGGGCGAACGUCUCCGACUGAUUCUCGAGGUAGACGAUCAGCACCUGCUGUGUUGUAGAGGUGAACAGAAAGGAUUGGUGCCACGCGAUGCAGUGCUUUUAGAGGACUUCUGA
Molecule: messenger RNA, 5133 nt
Organism: Arctia plantaginis
Lineage: Eukaryota; Metazoa; Arthropoda; Insecta; Lepidoptera; Erebidae
Source: the annotation of a GenBank genome assembly